Pisolithus orientalis is the source of this 1030-nucleotide messenger RNA. Its product is annotated as Pre-rRNA-processing protein TSR2-domain-containing protein. The record is from RefSeq and is a predicted model, not a curated record. Gene Ontology annotation, cellular component: nucleus. Bases 121 to 732 code for a protein of 203 amino acids. Gene Ontology annotation, biological process: maturation of SSU-rRNA from tricistronic rRNA transcript (SSU-rRNA, 5.8S rRNA, LSU-rRNA). The transcript is spliced from 2 exons. Lineage: Eukaryota; Fungi; Basidiomycota; Agaricomycetes; Boletales; Pisolithaceae.
AAAAGCGGUGUGAGAAGCAGAUGAUUGGUAAAGCAAUUGGCCAAAAUAUUGACAAAAAAAAGAGCCAAUUUUAGGCAAUUUUCCAAAAGUAUCUGUGACUCGCUGCAGAGUUCCGUUCUUAUGUCGUCCCCAUCCCCGGUCAUCAUUCUCUUCGCACGCGGUAUAUUGGCACGUCUCAAACUAUGGCCAGCUCUUCGAAUCGCUGUCCAUAACUCCUGGGGAGGCCCGGAGUCGGCUGAAAAACGACGUUGGCUUGCGGGUGUCAUUGUUGAUCAGUACGAAGAUCACGUCCCACAAACAGAUGCACCGUCCACAUCGCAAUCCGGGCUAGGCCUUGGAACGGCCCCCGAUGCUUCUUACGUCGAGGAAAUGCUGCUCCAAAUCAUGUUUGAUGAAUUCGAGGUCACGCUGGAGGACAAUAGCGCAUAUGACGUUGCGAGGGACAUCGUUAGGCUUUGGGAAGACGUGUGCGGCGGUCGAGAUACACUUGUGAAGGAGUGGGAAGCCCAAGCAGAGAGGAUCAAGGGAAAUGUGCCGCGGAUGGAGGAGGGUGCACGUAGUGGGAGCGACUGCGAGGAUACCGACGAUGACGAAGGGGAAGAUAGUGAUGUCGAUAUGGAGAGAGGGGAGGGCAAUCGUGAAGACGUGCCGCAAUUAUUGGACCAUUCGAGACAUCAACCCGAAGUAGACGAAGAAGGGUUCACAACAGUUCGCAGGAAAGGACGAAGAUGAAUGACCUCAUCGAUCACCGUGUAGUGGUGAAUUUCUCCUCUGUACAUUCGUGAAUUCUGUGUCCACCAGACCACAAAAACAUCGAUGCAUGCGAUCAGCUGUAGACUUGGAAUGACAUCUGAAUUUCUGCUACAGUAUUACUAGCGUACAACUCCGAAGUGAGGGGGAAACACCCAUGACACUUUGUACGGAUGGGUGAUAUGCAUUCUGUGCAUCGGUGUUCUUCAUGCGGUGAAUUUUUGAAUUUGUUCGUGCUCUCGUAGCUUGAGGCAAUUCAAACGGAAGGUUCAACGCUGGC